Messenger RNA from Gekko japonicus, 1290 nucleotides. RefSeq lists its product as uncharacterized. The transcript has a single exon. Lineage: Eukaryota; Metazoa; Chordata; Lepidosauria; Squamata; Gekkonidae. The record is from RefSeq and is a predicted model, not a curated record. The coding region runs from base 1 to 1290 and encodes 429 amino acids.
AUGUCUGGGACAAAACCAAAUUUGAUUGCCGUUGUUUGCAUUGCCAUCUUCAUAUCAAUAACAACCUAUUCCUACUUCUACAAUGGAAAAUUCUCUUUCAUGCCAGUGGUGAAGAACAGCCUCUGCCGUGGGAUUGUUGUCAAUGACACCAUCACACCCUUAAGAGAUAAUAGAACCUUUAUCAUUGCUCCAUACUUGGACAACAGGAAGAACAGAACGACACGAGUGAUUGCUAUAGUCCAUCACAAAGAGGUCAAGGAACUUUACUGCCGGUUUUGCAACCCAUCCAAUGGUGAAACACAUAUUUCCAAGGCUGAAAUACAUGUCCUUUCUGAGAGAUUUGAAUUCCCUUAUGGUGCCACACACUUGCAUUGUCCACAACCAGAGCACUGGGAUCCACAUUAUGUGACAAUUCAGUGGUCUCCAAAGGACAAUACAGACCCAUUACCACUAUUUGAAAUCAGAAAUCGUGAACCUGGGGGUUCCCUUGUGGAGUUUACAGUCUGCAUUUCCACCAUGUUUGGGGAAUACAACAAUGUCUUGCAGUUUGUGCAGAGCAUGGAGAUGUAUAAAAUCCUCGGGGUGGGCCGAGUGGUGAUCUACAAGAACAGCUGCAGCCCACUGAUGGAGAAAGUGCUGGACUUUUAUGUUGCAGAAGGGAUUGUUGAAAUAAUUCUCUGGCCCAUUGAAUUAUACCUCAAUGUUUCUCCUCACUGGCAUCACUCAAUGGAUCCCAAGGACAUUGGCUACUAUGGACAAAUCACAGCCUUAAAUGACUGCGUCUAUCGCAAUAUGUACAGGAGCAAAUAUGUGCUGCUGAAUGACAUUGAUGAAAUUAUUCUGCCCAUUAAAUAUCCAGACUGGAAAAGCAUGAUGCAGAACCUUAAGACCCAAUAUCCAAUGGCUGCUGUUUUCUUCUUUGAGAGCCAUCUUUUCCCUGAACAUGUAUUCACUCCUGAUGACCCAUUCAACAUUUCCUCUUGGAGAAACAUACCUGGCACCAACAUACUGCAACAUGUCUUCAGGGAGCCUGACAAGAACCCCAUUGAGAACCCUCGGAAGAUGAUAAUUGAUCCGAGGAAAGUCAUCCAGCAAUCUGUACAUAAAGCUCUCCAAGCAUACGGAAGCAAUGUUUUUGUUCCAAUGAAUGUUGGCUUUUUGUUUCAUUGCCGGGCUACUAAGCAACCACAGCUUCCAAGAGAAUCCCUCAUUAGGGACAUACGUCUCUGGAGAUAUAAUGUGUCUUUGGUUGGGAAUGUCAGCAAAGUGCUCCAUCAAAUAGCACUGUAA